AUGAACAAACAAACCUAUAAAUUACUUUUGGCUGCGACAGGAAGCGUUGCUGCUUUGAAAAUACCCGCUAUUAUAGAAUCUUUAUUAGAAUUAAACAGAAAACAACAGUACAUUUUUGAGAUUUCUGUUGUAGUGACAGAGCAUGCUAAGCACUUCUUUGAAAGCUCUAAUCUACCAUCUAGUGUUGCUUUUUACGAUGAUGCCACUGAAUGGAAAAGCUGGAAACAAAGAGGGGAUCCUGUUGUUCAUAUAGACCUUGGAAAAUGGGCUGAUAUGAUAAUUAUAGCACCUUUAGACGCUAACACUCUAGCAAAAAUGGCUCAGGGAAUAUGUGAUAACCUUUUAACUUGCAUCACCCGUGCAUGGGAUAUGAAUAAACCAUUGUUGUUUUGUCCCGCAAUGAAUACUAGAAUGUGGGAGCAUCCUGUGACAUCAAAACACAUACAAAUAUUAAAGGAAUGGGGUCAUGAAGAAAUACCUCCAAUCAAAAAGUUACUUAUUUGUGGUGACACAGGUGUUGGAGCUAUGGCUGAAGUUAGUACAAUUGUUGAAAGAAUUAAAAGUAUAGCCGACAAAAAGUUUUUAAAAGCUGUAAAU
Molecule: messenger RNA, 597 nt
Organism: Iphiclides podalirius (scarce swallowtail)
Lineage: Eukaryota; Metazoa; Arthropoda; Insecta; Lepidoptera; Papilionidae
Source: the annotation of a GenBank genome assembly